AUGUCGCUCGACGCCCAAGGCCUCCCCGCCGGCCCGUCACGCCUCCUCGGCGCCGCGACCUUCCCGUCGUGGUGCGACACCAUGGAAGAGUACUUCCUCCUCGCCGACCUCUGGGCCGUGGUGCAGGGCACCGAGGCGGAACCGUACGCCUCCGACUCGAAGUGGAGCCGCAGCGUGCGUGCCGGCCUCGUCGAGCCCGCGCUGCCUGCCGCCGAGUCCCUGCCGCGCGGCACGUCGACCGACACGCGCGUGCGCAACGAGCUCUUGCUCGUCCAGCAGCGCGCGCAGUGGCUUGAUUGGCGCAAGCGCGAGCACCUCGCCCAGGGGGCCAUUCUGCGUGCCGUCGCCUCGCCCGAUAUCAAGGAGCGCCUCAAGACUUACUCGCGUGCCUCGGACAUGUGGGCUCACCUCGUCGCAACCUACUCUGCCCGUAAGUUCACAACCACGGCACACGCUCAUCCGGCAUUAGCUGCAUAG
Messenger RNA from Vanrija pseudolonga, 477 nucleotides. RefSeq lists its product as uncharacterized. NCBI's taxonomy places the organism in Eukaryota, Fungi, Basidiomycota, Tremellomycetes, Trichosporonales, Trichosporonaceae. The record is from RefSeq and is a predicted model, not a curated record. The transcript has a single exon. Bases 1 to 477 code for a protein of 158 amino acids.